UUUAUACUCAGGGUUUAGGCAGUGAUUGAUGGCGUGUGCUGCCGCUGGCGCGAUAGGGCUUGGAAAUCUAGGCGCUCGUCCACGGAUCUACUCCGGCGCCUCCAGCGAUGGCAUUUUCAAGCUCGCGGCUUGGAAUACUCUGGCCUGGUCUCGAUCUUCCUCAAUCCUGGGUGCUGCCGUGAGCUUCUCGAGCCGAUCGGUCAGCUCUCGCCGAAGAUUAUCGCGAGUAGUGCUCGUGGAGGCCAGCGAUCAAUCGACUGGGUUGUCAGAUGGAAUCAUCUGCCUUGUGAUUGGAGGCGGUGGUAGAGAGCACGCGCUUUGCUACGGCCUCCAGCGAGCUGCGAGCUGCGAUGGUGUGUUUUGCGCGCCAGGGAAUAUUGGGAUCUCCAUCGCGGGGGAUGCUACUUGCAUUGCCGAUCUCGACGUAAGCGAUAGUGUUGCAGUGAUCUCGUUUUGUAAGCGGUGGGAAGUUGGCUUGGUUGUCGUCGGUCCUGAGGCUCCGCUCGUCGCGGGGCUUGUCGAUGAUCUCGUCGAGGCUGGGAUUCCAGCUUUUGGCCCUUCAGCCUCCGCCGCAGCGCUAGAAGGCUCCAAGUCUUUCAUGAAGGACUUCUGCGACAAGUACAAAAUCCCCACAGCCAAGUACCGGAGCUUCACAGAUCCAUCGGCCGCGAAGCACUACAUCUCCGAGCAAGGAGUUCCAAUAGUUGUCAAGGCUGACGGGCUUGCUGCCGGGAAAGGUGUGACCGUCGCCAUGAGCUUGGAAGAGGCUUACGAGGCUGUGGAUACAAUGCUCGUCCAGGGAGCUUUGGGCUCCGCUGGCGGAAAAAUCGUCGUGGAAGAGUUUCUUGACGGCGAGGAGGCUUCGUUCUUUGCAAUCGUGGACGGUCACACGGCUCUUCCACUGGCUUCCGCUCAAGAUCACAAGCGUGUUGGCGACGGUGACAUUGGUCCUAACACGGGUGGCAUGGGAGCAUACUCGCCGGCGCCUAUGGUCGACUCGCGCCUCGAGUCCUUGGUGAUGGAUACUAUAAUCCUCCCUACAGUCAAAGGCAUGGCCGAAGAAGGUUGCAAGUACGUUGGAAUACUAUAUGCCGGGUUGAUGAUCGACAAAAAGACUGGAAUUCCCAAGCUCCUGGAGUACAAUGUUCGUUUCGGGGAUCCCGAGUGCCAGGUGCUGAUGAUGAGGUUCGAGUCAGAUCUGGCAAAACUGCUUUUAGCUGCAUGCAAGGGUGAACUCAAGGACAUCGAAGGCUUGAAAUGGACAAAAGAUCCUGCAUUGGUAGUGGUUCUAGCGAGCAGUGGAUACCCAGGAAACUAUAAGAAAGGGACUUUGAUCAAGAAUCUAGACGAGGCGGAAGCAGCGGUCAGGGGCGUAAAGGUAUUCCACGCAGGAACAGACGUAGACUCGGAUGGGCAUAUAGUGGCCGUGGGUGGCAGAGUAUUGGGUGUCACAGCACUGGGAAAGGAUAUAGCCGAGGCACAGAACAGAGCUUAUCAAGCCGUGGACGUGGUUUCUUGGCCAGAUGGUUUUUGCCGUCGGGAUAUCGGCUGGAGGGCUGUAGCACGGCUUGCUGAAGCCAGGCAUCGGCACAGAUAAAGAGCGAGCGAUCCGGGCACAGGGAAGCGAAAAAGAAUAAGAAAGGAGGAAGAAGGCUGUUUGGAACUUUAACUGAAAUAUGAAUUAACUGGCGGUUAUAGCUCGCUCAA
Selaginella moellendorffii is the source of this 1707-nucleotide messenger RNA. Its product is annotated as phosphoribosylamine--glycine ligase. Gene Ontology annotation, biological process: purine nucleobase biosynthetic process. The record is from RefSeq and is a predicted model, not a curated record. Lineage: Eukaryota; Viridiplantae; Streptophyta; Lycopodiopsida; Selaginellales; Selaginellaceae. The transcript is spliced from 4 exons. The coding region runs from base 29 to 1597 and encodes 522 amino acids. Gene Ontology annotation, molecular function: metal ion binding; phosphoribosylamine-glycine ligase activity; ATP binding.